ACAACUGAGAGCACAACUGUUAGUACAACAGAGACAACUACACCAGCCACAACAACUGAGAGUACAACUGAGACAACUACACCAGUCACAACAACUGAGAGCACAACUGUUAGUACAACAGAGACAACUACACCAGCCACUACAACUGAGAGCACAACUGUUAGUACAGCUGAAACAACUAAACCAGUCACAACAACUGAGAGCACAACUGUUACUACAACUAAAACAACUACACCAGUCACAACAACUGACAGCACAACUAGCACAACUGUUAGUACAACUUUAACAACUACACCGGCCACAACAACUGACAGCUCAACUGUUAGUACAACAGAAACAACUACACCAGCCACAACUGAGAGCACAACUGUUAGUACAACAGAGACAACUACACCAGCCACUACAACUGAGAGCACAACUGUUCGUACAACUGAGACAACUACACCAGCCACUACAACUGAGAGCACAACUGUUAGUACAACAGAGACAACUACACCAGCCACAACAACUGAGAGC
This is a messenger RNA of Pimephales promelas (fathead minnow), 516 nucleotides long. NCBI's taxonomy places the organism in Eukaryota, Metazoa, Chordata, Actinopteri, Cypriniformes, Leuciscidae. The record is from RefSeq and is a predicted model, not a curated record.